This is a messenger RNA of Botrytis deweyae, 930 nucleotides long. RefSeq lists its product as uncharacterized. The transcript has a single exon. Bases 1 to 930 code for a protein of 309 amino acids. The record is from RefSeq and is a predicted model, not a curated record. NCBI's taxonomy places the organism in Eukaryota, Fungi, Ascomycota, Leotiomycetes, Helotiales, Sclerotiniaceae.
AUGGCUAAAGUAGCAAGACUACAAAGUCUACUUCCUCGAUCACGAAUUUUCCGAGAGGAAGAUCCUUGGGCUCUUGUACGUUUCACGAAAGGCGGACCUAGGAAGCAACCUCGUAAUGAGGCAGAAUGGGCCCAUCACUUCCUGAAGAAAAGCUCUCGACUAGUUUUAACACUUGAUAUGAGCAGUGAAGCAACAUAUUUUCGCAAUCAACUCAAGGCAAAAUAUCUUCAUCCAUGGGGACGUUUUCCGGAUACCCGAUUCGAACUUAUAGAUCCCUUACCUGACCGCUACUUUUAUAUAAAGAUGUACAAAGAUACAAUCAAUGACUUUUGUGCAAAAGGUCGACCAGAAUUUCCUGUCGGUCCAACAUUGAACUUUUCUGUUUCCGAGCAAUCUAGAAUCUCUGGUCUGGUUAAGCAGGUAUACCCAGAAAUAUUCAUUCAGGGAAUGCGGGUUAUACCCAAGAAACCAUCUGAGGGGCAUUUCUUGAUUAUGACGAGUUUUCCCAAAGGAUCGGUGGUUCACCUACUUCGUGAUUAUUUCAUAAAGGAACUCGGCAAGUUUCCAAACGAUGAAGUCCAAAGAGUAAUGAAGAACGUGGGAAAGGAAAAAUUCAAAGCUCAAAUGCCAUUAGGAUACUGUACACAUAUGGGAAAGCUGCGUGCUGAAGAAACAAAGGACGAAAUCGCGCGUGAAUUUGUAGGAAGUGGGGGUCUUCACUUGGGCACUGCUGUGAGUUUAAGUUUAUGGCGCAAGCAUUACGACGAAGAUCCGGAAGAUAAAUGGGGUGAUCCGGUGCUGGUGGAUCGAGAAUGUUUAUAUUCAAAAGCGCUUGGAGAAAUAUCAAAAAUGCCUUCAUCCUCGUUUGUUUCUAUCGCUCCCGAGAAACAGUUUACGAAGGAAACUCUAGAAAGCGGCGAUGGUACCUAA